This is a messenger RNA of Sitophilus oryzae (rice weevil), 1067 nucleotides long. Its product is annotated as cylicin-1-like. Bases 162 to 1043 code for a protein of 293 amino acids. The transcript has 3 exons. The record is from RefSeq and is a predicted model, not a curated record. Lineage: Eukaryota; Metazoa; Arthropoda; Insecta; Coleoptera; Curculionidae.
UUAAUAGUGGAAUUUUAAUAAAACUAGCUUGAAAUAGCGUUAAUUAGUAAACAAAUUCCAAUUAGAAAAACAAAUAGAUAUGCAGAAAAUAACGGUAUAUAAAGAUGCGGUCACUCUUCUGAUCAAGCAGUUCUUAAGUUGACUUUGCUAGGUGAAUUAGAAUGGCAAAGGUGUUAAAACGUUUAUUUCUUGGGAUAGCUCUGGUAAAUAUUUGCACAGCAUUUCCUCUAGAAAAUGGAGGUAAUGCUCCACAAGGUGGGAAACAAAAGCUAAAUAAUGGGAUAUCAGAAAAUUAUGAAAACAAGUCCUAUACGCAAGAUACCAAAACAGAAAUACUAUUACUGGAUACACCAGAUAGAAAUACACCCAAAAUAGAAUAUUCACUCAACAGCCCAGAAAAUAUUCGAGAUAAACGAAGUUCUUUGACAGAAGAUAUAUCAGAUGAGUACCUAGAAAGAGAUGGAAAAAAGAGAAAGAAAGACAAUUCUGAAGAAAGCUCGCCGUCCGAGGAAGAUUCUUCCGAAAACAAGCUGAAACACAAAAAAGAUAAAAGAAAACCUGACAAAGAUACUGAUCAAGAGUGUUCUGAAGAUAAACCACCCAAAUUUUCAUUUAGGGAGUCUAGAGGAAAACAUAAAAAUAAGAACAAACCUCCAAAAGGAAAUCAACCGUGCGGUGAUGAGGAAAUUGACGAAGGCGAUUUUGAGGAAAGGCCUACUUCAAAUAAAAAACCUUCAAAGGAUCGAAACAAAUAUAAACCAACGAAAGAGGAAUUUGAUGAUAACGUUGAAAAUUUACCUGAAAAUGAUGAAAAUGUUAAAGUAGAAUUUAAAGAAAAGCAUGAAAAUGCACAAAGUAAAUUUGAAAAGAUUGAGAUGGGUCAACCUGCGCCUAGGAAACGUAGGGCAAGAAGUGUUUUAGAGCCUGAAAGUACUGUUGAUCCUAAUCAACCUUCUAUCCACCAAGAUCCACUUCCAUCUUCAAUAGUUGAAAUUUCGAGUGAAGAACCAAUUUUGUAUGUCACGCCUCAAAAUGAAGAAUAAAUGAUAUUGUGUGUAAAUGUAAAG